This is a messenger RNA of Solanum stenotomum, 1616 nucleotides long. RefSeq names its product polypyrimidine tract-binding protein homolog 3-like. The coding region runs from base 91 to 1425 and encodes 444 amino acids. Gene Ontology annotation, cellular component: nucleus. Gene Ontology annotation, biological process: mRNA processing; regulation of RNA splicing. The record is from RefSeq and is a predicted model, not a curated record. Lineage: Eukaryota; Viridiplantae; Streptophyta; Magnoliopsida; Solanales; Solanaceae. The transcript is spliced from 15 exons. Gene Ontology annotation, molecular function: mRNA binding.
UUUAAACAGAAACUGGAAUAUUCUAUCUGGUCUUUCAAGCCCUAAUUCUCUCUUUCCCCCUCUCUGUCUCUCUGUUUCUGAAGGUAAAAAAUGACUGAGCCGUCAAAAGUCAUUCAUGCUCGCAAUGUGGGCCAAGAGAUCUCAGAGAAUGACUUGCUUCAGCUAUUUCAGCCCUUUGGAGUCAUUACCAAACUUGUAAUGCUUAGGGCAAAAAAUCAGGCCCUCUUGCAAAUGCAAGACAUUGCUGCAGCUGUAAAUGCCAUGCAAUUCUAUUCAAAUGUUCAGCCCAGCAUAAGGGGGAGAAGUGUAUAUGUACAGUUUUCAUCUCAUCAAGAACUGACAACCGUGGAUCAGAAUGCACAAGGGCGAGGAGAUGAGCCCAAUCGAAUUCUCUUAGUUUCGAUACAUCACGUGCUAUAUCCUAUAACUGUGGAAGUGCUGCAUCAAGUGUUUUCACCUCAUGGAAUCGUUGAGAAGAUCGUGACAUUUCAGAAGUCGGCCGGUUUUCAAGCUUUAAUUCAGUACGAAUUAACUCAGACUGCUAUUUCUGCUAGGAACUCUCUCCAGGGGCGUAAUAUAUAUGACGGCUGCUGUCAGCUUGACAUACAAUUCUCAAACCUGGAUGAAUUGCAAGUGAGCUACAACAAUGAGCGCUCGAGAGACUUCACCAACCCAAAUCUACCAUCAGAGCCGAAGGGCAAAUCUCCUCAACAAGGAUAUGGAGAUGCUGGAGCCAUGUACCCCUGGCAAGGUUCUGGGCCUCGUGGAGUUGGAUUUCCUCAGAUGGGAAAUGCUGCAGCCAUUGCGACUGCCUUUCCUAGCGGUUUGCCCCCUGGUAUAAGCGGGACAAAUGACAGGUGUACUAUUAUUGUAUCUAAUGUAAAUCCAGAUAGAAUAGACGAGGACAAGCUUUUUAAUCUGUUCUCCAUUUAUGGGAACAUUGUCAGAAUUAAACAUUUACGGAAUAAACCAGAUCAUGCUCUUGUUCAGAUGGGCGAUGGCUUCCAGGCAGAGCUGGCUGUGCACUUUUUGAAGGGUGCCAUGUUAUUUGGCCAGCGGUUGGAAGUCAACUAUUCCAAGUACCCAAAUAUUAACACCGGACCAGAGACCCGCGACUAUUCGAACUCAAAUCUCAAUCGUUUUAACCGGAAUGCUGCCAAAAACUACCGGUACUGUUGCUCCCCCACCAAGAUGAUCCAUGUUUCAAGCCUGCCCCAGGACGUGACGGAAGAAGAGAUAGUGGCUCAUUUGGAGGAGCAUGGUCCCAUUGUGAACACAAAGCUUUUCGAAAUGAAUGGGAAGAAGCAGGCUCUUGUUCUUUUCGAUAACGAGGAGCAGGCAACUGAGGCACUUGUUUGUCAACAUGCUACAUCCCUUGGUGGAUCGAUCAUUCGGAUUUCGUUUUCUCAGGUGCAAAGCAUCUGAGAAGCCUUCCUGGAUGAGUUUAUGAAAAGAAUAGUACACUGGAUAUUAACAACUAAACAGUGGUUUUUGCUUUUGUUGUAACUUCAGUUUCUUCAUUGACUUAUGUACUUAUCUUUUGCAUAGGGAGAUUGAAGUGUGUUGUACUAAUAUGGUAGUCAAAAUUGUUUAAUAGAGAGGUGCUUCCUUUCUUC